CGCGCGAGGGCUCUCAGACUAUAUAAGUCACAAGAACCCCCGCUUACCACAGCGAGAAUCUGCAGCUGAAAGUUGUGUCGUUGCUUCGCUCGGAGUUUAAGGCGAAAUAUCUCAUUAACUGUGGUUAAUAUAUAUAUUAUUAACUAUUCACACCUUCACAUAGAGCCAUCAGUUCCAUAAGUGUACAGAUAAUUAGGCCUUGUGUUCUGAGUGUCUCCUGAAUCCUCCUGUUUGUGUACUAUGACGUUAGCCACCGUGCUAACCGAGAGUUACCUCAGUGACGGUUAGCUGCUCGAGCUGAAACGACACUUACCACAUUGUCAAGGCUCUUUUUCCCCUUUUUUUAUUCCGGUAUCGCUUUAAAGAGCGCUUUUUAUCUACGCAGGACUGCUUGGUGUUGGUGGAUUAUGAAUUAUUCAUGAGCGCGAGGAGAAUGUGACGCUGGGAGGCGGGGUUUCAUGCGCAGGGAGGCGGAGCCAAACGACAGGAAAAUAAAGGUCCUUCGAUGCUCUCUAACACUGCACUGAUUAGAAGAUGAUAGAAAUGUCAGUUGAUAAAGAGACUGUUUUACCGAAUGAACAGCCUGUGUAUCCAUUUGCACCCCAACAACAGCCAGAACUUUCAGAAAAUUGUACUGAAAAUCCUCAGCAGCCUGCUGAAAUGAUCACGCUUACGAAGGAAGAUUGCACUUGUAACCUUGAUAAGGAGAAUGGAAAGGCCAUCAGGGAUGAUGUAGUCACCGCAUCAGACUCUGUGACACAAAACCAAGAUGGCAUCCAGAAUCCUAAGCCUCAUCAGCAGAGACCCAACAAACGUCGGAGUACGUUAAGCAGUGGAUUUAAGCAUCCCAUGUUCGGGAAACGUCGUCGCCGUGCCAACUCUGAGAGCGAGUCUGUCCUGCCCACCAACUUCCUGCUGGGCGGGAACAUCUUUGACCCACUCAACCUCAACAGCUUAUUAGACGAGGAGGUGAACAGGGCUUUGAACGCAGAGACGCCAAAAUCUUCUCCGCUGCCAGCUAAAAGCCUGGAUCCUGUUGAGAUCCUGAUUCCAAGGGACAUCACAGACCCGCUGAACCUGAACGGCUGCACCAGAGGGGACGCAGGUAUUGUUCUUACUCCUUUUAAAAGCGGUGGGGGACGAAGGAGACACCGGAACCGGCAUCAUGGAGGGAUAGCAGCAAGAGGAGGUGUAGGAAGAGAGAGAGAAGUUGUAGUAGGAGGUUCAGAAGGAACAGGAAGUAUAGAUAGCUUAGGAGGAGGUGAAGGGGUGGACUUAGAGCUCAACCAAUCAGAAAGGUGUUUAGUGUCAGAAUCCACAUUAGCACCUUCAGGGAUUAAUCCUCAAAACAGUCCAGAUUCCAGCACGCUUAUAAAAGAUGAAGCAACCGAGUCCAACUUUCCUCCAAAACAGGAAGUUCAUGAGGAAAAAGACAGCACGCAGACUCCCGUGACGCACACGUCACACCGGCAACGCAAACGGAGGCGCAGCAGCAGCAGAUCGGAGAACGCCGGCGGCCCAAAUUGGUAUAAGAACCGCAUGACCGAGCUGGAUUCGGCACAGCAACCUCCUCCCAACCAGCGGGGGCAGCCAAGGAACAACCACAAACUGAACCCAAGAAACUGCAAUCAGCAAAAACCAAACCAGCAGCAGAAGAAGUUUCAGUAUGGAAACUACAACCAGUACUACGGUUACAGGAACCCAGGCGCCAGCGAGGAUGUGAGGAUCCGGGUCUUUAAACCAGAAUGGUUCCAAGGGAAGGAAGUCCUGGAUUUAGGCUGUAACACUGGUCACAUGACUCUUACUAUAGCUAAGACCUGGAGACCGGCACGCAUUGUUGGUUUGGAUAUCGACGGCGCGCUGAUCCAUGCGGCGAAACAAAACAUCCGGCAUUAUCUCUCGGAAGUGCACAUGCUCCAGGCGAGAAAAGAGCGGAACGAGGACGAUACAGACAACGAUAAGCUGGAAAAGACAAAGAUAGGAGAAGAAGAGGACGAGGACAAAGAGACACAAUCUGAAGGUACUGGAGAGAGAGACAGAUCGGAGGAGGGAGAGGAUCAGAUUGACCAGAUCAACCAAUCGGUAUCAUCCAAAAGGAAUCGUUUAUUUCCUGUUUCUCUUUGCGUCUCCCGAGGACCAAUCGCCGCUCCUCCUCUCCCCAACACAUCCACACUACCUCCUGGGAAUUUUCCCUCCAACGUCACUUUUGUGAGGGGGAACUACGUAUUGGACAGUGAUGUGUUGUUAGAGACUCAGCGUGAGGAGUUUGAUGUGAUUCUGUGUCUGAGUGUCACUAAGUGGAUUCACCUGAACUGGGGUGACGUUGGGCUGAGACGCUUCUUCCAUCGUGUGUAUCGUCACCUUCGCCCCGGUGGACUCUUCAUCCUCGAACCCCAGCCCUGGAGCUCCUACAGCAAGAGGAAGAAGCUGACGGACACAAUCUAUAAAAACUAUUUCAGCAUCCAGCUGAAGCCGGAGCAGUUCUCCUCCUUCCUGACCAGCGAGGUGGGGUUCUCCAGCUACGAGCUCCUUGGAACUCCUAACAGUUCAUCACGAGGUUUUCAGAGAGCGAUCUACCUGUUUUACAAAGGCCCUGCUCCUCGACAGUGAGCUCUCCCCACCCUCGAGCUUGAGGAAGCUGUUCUGUUAAACGUGUUCAUCACUUCCUCCUGAGCCACAAACACAGACUGAGACUGAAACGUGUGAUUUUUGUUCUUUGUGUUUGUGGGGGAAAAAAUGCAAAAAAGAUUUUGUGGAGUUUUUUUUCUUUUUGUUUUUUCCCUCUUAGCUGUUUAAUAUUUGGUUGUUUUGGCUGUAAGAAGGUUCAAGGUUUGUGCUGAUGCUCAGUCACUCAUUGUAUCCUCAGAUCUCUGGCUUGGUUUUAGAUAAUAAACCUCCUUGGACCCCCUGGCACUUUCUGUCCCUUUAAAAGACUAAACACAAAUGUAUAAUUUCACCCUCAUGAUCAGCGACCGAAUGUUUCCCAGUUAACAGUAACAUCACCGAGUGGUCAGGAGUCACUUUCUGCUGUCGUCCUGUUUCAUCCAACUCUUUUGAUCUAAACGUUUGAUCUCAAACCACAAACAGCUUGAAAGGUUUUUUCCCACUUUGUUACAGAAUCCGAAGUGCAAAGUCUCAACCUCCAUCAUGUCAUUUAAUGGAUCAGUUCAUUAAAUUAUCCUACAUGUUUAUUCCUCUUCACAGACGAGGAUUAAAAUCGAGUCUGUUGUUAAACACUGAGCGUAUAAAUGGAUGCGAGUGCAGAAGAGAAAUGUUGUGUGAAAUCCCCCUUUUUUUAUGUCUUCAACCUGACACGAGUCUCUGAGAUCAUAAUAAAAACCAGGGAGACGGGACGGAACUCCUCGUCUUCUCUCUCCUACUCAAGUUACUUUGAGUCUUUAAGCGAGGUAUUAAAUCCUUAAUGGAUCAGUUGAAUGUUGUAUUAAAGCUAUAAAAAAACACAUCAUUGUAAUACUGCAUAAUAAACUGAAUUUUGAUUCAA
Tachysurus fulvidraco (yellow catfish) is the source of this 3502-nucleotide messenger RNA. It is a transcript of the gene mepcea, whose product is annotated as methylphosphate capping enzyme a. Gene Ontology annotation, biological process: snRNA modification. The transcript is spliced from 7 exons. Gene Ontology annotation, molecular function: RNA methyltransferase activity; snRNA binding; O-methyltransferase activity. The coding region runs from base 535 to 2610 and encodes 691 amino acids. NCBI's taxonomy places the organism in Eukaryota, Metazoa, Chordata, Actinopteri, Siluriformes, Bagridae. The record is from RefSeq and is a predicted model, not a curated record.